This is a messenger RNA of Cornus florida, 1475 nucleotides long. RefSeq lists its product as uncharacterized. Lineage: Eukaryota; Viridiplantae; Streptophyta; Magnoliopsida; Cornales; Cornaceae. The transcript has 2 exons. The coding region runs from base 204 to 1055 and encodes 283 amino acids. The record is from RefSeq and is a predicted model, not a curated record.
AGCCUGGCAUUGGCCCAUAGGCCAAUCAUAAUUGAUCUCAGCCGUUGGAUUGAAAAGAUGAAAACCCUAACUUCAAUCCAAUGCUGGAGGAAGCAAGGAAGGAAGGCACGGAAAAGGGGAACCCUAACCUGAAUCCUCCAAAUUAUUUUUUCUGAGUAAGGUGUAAGGUGAAGGAAGGAAGAGGAACGCAAAGGGCACAGAGGAUGAGAGAUUCUGAGUCUGCGACGGCGAUGGAAGAAACUGCAACUAAUGUUGGUGCAAAAGAAGAAGAAGAAGAUCCAUUGGGCAUAUGCUUUUGGGUAGUUAGGGAGGAGGCUGAGAGCACAAGAUGCUGGCGACCAGCAACAAAUAUCUGUAACAGUAUUCCCGAUGAUUUUAAAGGGCAUGUUAUAGAAGCAUUUCAAAUUAAGGAGACAAAAAGUGGGGAUUGCGUGCUUCAGGCUCGUCUUAUUAACCACACAAUGGAUGUACAGUUACUAGUUGAAUACAAUUUCAAUACCAAUAUAUGGAGAACUUGUUCAGAAACCAACAACUUUGGUACCUCUUAUGGGGCCCGUAAUGUCAUUUUUGUUGAUGACAUCUUGUAUUCCUAUGUCAAAAACGCAGCAACCUAUCUACAGCAUCAAGGCUACUGCGAAGAUUACAAUAUCACCCGGUGUUCCAUUCUCUGUUUUGAUUCCAAUAAACCUCAAGCCAAACCUAAAGAAGUCAUCUUCUCUGAGAAGGAUUUGAAUCUGCUUCCCCAACCUUAUGACGAGGAAUGGAAUUUGUUUCCACCUGUCAAUUUUCUCCAUCUAUCCGGCGCAAACUUCGGUCUCAUAUGGUGUCAUCAACAAGAAUGGGUAGGACCCAAUGGAGAUGACCAUCAGCUCGGGGUUACCUGCUUAAAGUUUACCGUGUCUAAGAAGCCUCUGCCUUUGACUUCAUUGUCGUCUUCCUUCGAAGAACAGCAGGUUGAUUUUGUUGCCUCUAAUGUGUCUCAGUCAGUUCACUUGGUCAAUGGAAUGCGAGUUCUCGGCGCCAUUGCAAUAUCAACAUCAAAGGAGAGCACGUGACGGCACUGGUGGCAUGAAGAGAAAAUUUGAACCAUAGCUAUGUAGAUGGUUUAGGUCAAAUUUCAUCCCUUUGUUUGAGUUUUUCAAGAAAUAUUUUGAUUUUUUUUUUUUUUUUGUUAGUGGUCGAAUUGUAGAUGGCUUUUUGUAGUUAUAUUAUUUAUUUAAUUUAUUAUACCUUUUUUUGUGGUCAUUCUAAAUGGUGUUGUUUUAAGAAUUCUUGUACUAUUAUAAUUAGGUGUACUCCAUACUUAGCAUACAAUAACAAAAUUCUAAUUUUUUAUACAAUUUGUAAUUCCAAAAUACAUUUAUAUUGUAUUUGGGAGUAGGAAUCAAUAGCUUGGGAGUAGCUAAUUACAUUCAUGAUUCCAAACACAACAUAACAUGAUUCACAAUUUAGGUUCGGCUUUGUCAAUUUAUCGA